This is a messenger RNA of Piliocolobus tephrosceles (Ugandan red Colobus), 1264 nucleotides long. It is a transcript of the gene ECHDC2, whose product is annotated as enoyl-CoA hydratase domain containing 2. Gene Ontology annotation, cellular component: mitochondrion. Gene Ontology annotation, biological process: fatty acid beta-oxidation. The coding region runs from base 89 to 967 and encodes 292 amino acids. NCBI's taxonomy places the organism in Eukaryota, Metazoa, Chordata, Mammalia, Primates, Cercopithecidae. Gene Ontology annotation, molecular function: catalytic activity. The transcript has 10 exons. The record is from RefSeq and is a predicted model, not a curated record.
UUCGCCCGUCGCCGGAACUGCGAGCUCUCAGCGGGAGCCCAGACGGUGCAGGGCCCAAGAAGCGCCUUCUUUCCCUGCCUGCGCCCCGAUGCUGCGCGUCCUGUGCCUCCUGCGCCCCUGGAGACCCCUUCGGGCCCGCGGCUGCGCUUCCGACAGUGCGGCCGGGAGCUCCGAGAUCCAAGUGCGCACCCUGGCGGGUCCGGACCAAGGGAUCACUGAGAUUCUGAUGAACAGACCUCGUGCCCGCAAUGCCUUGGGGAACGUCUUCGUCAGUGAGCUGCUGGAAACUCUGGCCCAGCUGCGGGAGGACCGGCAAGUGCGUGUCCUGCUCUUCAGAAGUGGAGUGAAGGGUGUGUUCUGUGCGGGUGCAGACCUGAAGGAGCGGGAACAGAUGAGUGAAGCAGAGGUGGGGGUGUUUGUCCAGCGACUCCGGGGCCUGAUGAAUGAUAUCGCAGCCUUCCCUGCACCCACCAUUGCGGCUAUGGAUGGGUUUGCCUUGGGUGGAGGCCUGGAGCUUGCCCUGGCCUGUGACCUCCGAGUGGCAGCUUCCUCGGCCAUCAUGGGACUGAUUGAGACCACGCGAGGGCUCCUCCCGGGGGCAGGAGGGACUCAGAGGCUGCCACGCUGUCUGGGCGUGGCCCUGGCAAAGGAGCUCAUCUUCACAGGCCGAAGACUGAGUGGAACAGAGGCCCAUGCACUGGGGCUGGUGAAUCACGCUGUGGCCCAGAAUGAGGAGGGUGACGCCGCCUACCACCGGGCACGAGCACUGGCCCAGGAGAUCCUGCCCCAGGCCCCCAUUGCUGUGCGGCUGGGCAAAGUAGCCAUUGACCGAGGAAUGGAGGUGGACAUUGCAUCUGGGAUGGCCAUUGAAGGGAUGUGCUAUGCCCAGAACAUUCCCACCCGGGACCGGCUAGAGGGCAUGGCAGCCUUCAGAGAGAAGCGGCCCCCCACAUUUGUUGGUGAAUGACCCCCAUUUUAACCUUCAGCCUGGGAGAUGCAUGCCCUGAAGAGCAGGAUCCAGAAGCAAGAUUUGUGGCCGGACUGCCUUCAUUAUUUCACCUCUCCAGGCUUCCGUUUCUUCACAAGGAUGAUAAUGGAGAUAAAAUGGCUGGCGUGAUGCCUAGAACCAAGGUGCUGAUCCUACCACCUACUGCUGCCUUCCUUAGCUUCACCCUGGCUAGAAAUAAUCACAAGGGUUGGGUUUGCUUUGGAAAAUGCCUGUCUCUCUACUUGAAUGAUAAAGAAUUAAAUUAGAUCUCUCUGA